Odocoileus virginianus texanus is the source of this 756-nucleotide messenger RNA. The record is from RefSeq and is a predicted model, not a curated record. Lineage: Eukaryota; Metazoa; Chordata; Mammalia; Artiodactyla; Cervidae.
AUGGUCCUGUUCUUGUUCCUGGUGGCCUUUCUUCUGUCCCCUACUGGGGAGGCAGGGAAGAUCAUCGGGGGCCAUGAGGCCAAGCCACACUCCCGUCCCUACAUGGCAUUUCUUCGGUUCAAGGUUUCAGGGAAACCUCACAUAUGUGGGGGUUUCCUUGUGGGUGAGGACUUCGUGCUGACAGCAGCUCACUGCCUGGGAAGCUCAAUCAAUGUCACCCUGGGGGCCCACAACAUCAGGGAACAAGAGAGGACCCAGCAGUUCAUCCCCGUGUGGAGAACCUUCCCACACCCACGCUAUAAUAUGACUGGGGCCAACGACAUCAUGUUACUGCAGCUGACCAGGAAGGUGAAAGUGACCACCGCUGUGAGCCCCAUCAGUCUGCCCAGUGACAGGGAUACGGUGAAUCCAGGGAUGCUAUGCAGUGUGGCUGGCUGGGGGCGUCUUGGCUUGGAUAUGUCCCACCCAAAUAAACUACAGGAGGUAGAGCUUGAAGUCCAAAGGGCCAAGAAAUGCACCUCUCGCUACAAAUAUUACAGAACCACCACCCAGAUAUGUGCAGGGGACGCGAGAAAGAAGAAGAGUUCCUUUAGGGGUGACUCCGGGGGCCCGCUUGUGUGUAAUGGUGUGGCCCAGGGCAUUGUGUCCUAUGGAAAAGAGGAUGGGACACCUCCAAGGGUCUUCACCAGAAUCUCAAGCUUUCUGCCUUGGAUCCAAACAACAAUGAAACAGAACGAACUUCAGGGAUCAGACUGA